Messenger RNA from Dichomitus squalens LYAD-421 SS1, 1388 nucleotides. Its product is annotated as GTP binding protein. Gene Ontology annotation, cellular component: septin complex; microtubule cytoskeleton; septin ring. The coding region runs from base 113 to 1060 and encodes 315 amino acids. The record is from RefSeq and is a predicted model, not a curated record. The transcript is spliced from 6 exons. Gene Ontology annotation, biological process: cytoskeleton-dependent cytokinesis. Gene Ontology annotation, molecular function: GTP binding; molecular adaptor activity; GTPase activity. Lineage: Eukaryota; Fungi; Basidiomycota; Agaricomycetes; Polyporales; Polyporaceae.
CGCGUUGACAGCGGUCUCUGUUGUCGUCCACGUCCACCGACUGCCCUCCCCGUCGCUCAUUCCUCGUCGUCCUCUCCUCCCGUUUCCUUCUCCCGCUCCUCGUGCUUUCGAUAUGGCCACCGCUGAAGAGAUCCGCGCCAACUCCUACGUUGGUUUUGACACCAUCACCCAGCAGAUUGAGCACAAGCUCUUGAAGCGCGGCUUCCAGUUCAACAUCAUCGUCGUUGGUCAGACUGGUCUCGGAAAGUCGACGCUCAUCAACACCAUCUUCGCGUCCCACCUCAUCGACUCGAAGGGUCGUCUCGAGGCGGAUGAGCCCGUCAGGCAGACGACGGAGAUCCAUCCCGUCUCUCAUGUCAUUGUUGAGAACGGCGUGCGACUGCGUCUGAACAUCGUUGACACCCCUGGCUACGGCGACAACGUGAACAACGAAAACUGCUGGGACCCGAUCGUGAAGUACAUUAAGGACCAGCACAGCGCGUACCUCCGCAAGGAGCUCACCGCGCAGCGCGACCGCCACAUCCAGGACACACGCAUUCACUGUGCGCUCUUCUUCAUCAACCCUACCGGCCACUCUCUCCGGCCUAUCGACGUCAUCGUUAUGAAGAAGCUGUCCGAGGUCGUCAACGUUGUGCCUAUCAUUGCCAAGUCCGACAGCUUGACGCUCGAGGAGCGGGAUGCGUUCAAGCAAAAGAUCCGGGAAGAGCUCGUAUACCAUAACAUCCGUCUCUAUCCAUUUGACACGGAGGAGAAUGACGAGGAGGAGAUUCAGCUCAACGAGAGCAUCAGGAGCAUGAUCCCCUUCGCUAUCGUCGGUUCAGAGCGCACUGUCAUUGUUGACGGCAAGCCCGUUCGCGGCCGCAAGAACCGCUGGGGUGUGGUCAACGUCGAGGACGAGAGGCACUCCGAGUUCGUCUACCUCCGCAACUUCCUCACUAGGACGCACCUCCAGGACCUCAUCGAGACGACGGCACAGAUCCACUACGAGGCUUUCCGAUCAAAACAGCUGCUCGCGCUCAAGGAGCAGACCAACGCCCGCCCGUCGGCCGCGGCGCAGUAAACGCGUGCAAUUCCCUGCAUAUCCUAAGCUCCGGCUGCCGCAUGCUUACGUGCGGAAGUGAUACCCCCACAGUUGGAAUUCCCUUCGCUCAUUCUGACUGUGUUGCCGUUACUGUUGCCGCCGAACGCUCGUUGUUGAUCUAUCCUCUCCCACCCAUACUCGUUUGCGCCCUUUGGAUGUUGACUUUGGUUGCCUCAUAUAGUGCCUCUAUACUCUGUGUUGUCUCGUAUUGCCGAUGUGCCUCUACGCUCGUUUCUAAUAGCAUACCUUCUUCUGCUUGUCCAUAACUGCUGGUGUCGGCCGACCAUGGGUAUUGGGAAACACAGUC